This is a messenger RNA of Pleurotus ostreatus (oyster mushroom), 1917 nucleotides long. RefSeq lists its product as uncharacterized. The record is from RefSeq and is a predicted model, not a curated record. Gene Ontology annotation, cellular component: chromosome; cytoplasm; nucleus. Gene Ontology annotation, biological process: double-strand break repair via homologous recombination. Gene Ontology annotation, molecular function: 3'-5' DNA helicase activity; four-way junction helicase activity; nucleic acid binding. The transcript has 3 exons. The coding region runs from base 1 to 1917 and encodes 638 amino acids. Lineage: Eukaryota; Fungi; Basidiomycota; Agaricomycetes; Agaricales; Pleurotaceae.
AUGGCCAGUGAGUCCCACGACGCUGUGAACUUUAGCAGUGACGAAGGCCGAGCAUACGUGCACUCGCUAUUGCGCAGUCGGCUUCCGCACGAAAUCCACGACCACGUUCUCGAAGGGAUAUGCAAGGCUGUAGAUGGAAUCCAUGUUCUCUCCGUGCUCAAGACUGGUGGCGGGAAGACCAGCUACUUCUAUGGGUACAUGCAUAUGCUACAGGCGUUGGGAGGCAUCUCCCCGACACCUCGCUUCCUUCAUAGGAAGCUCCCCAAAAAUCCCACCAUGGUCAUCAUAUUUCCAACAAAAGGGCUCGAGGAAGAAAUGGAAUCAACAUUCCGCGCAUACGGGCUGUCUGCAUUGGCAAUAAAUGAAGAUACGCUUGCCGCCGCACAACGCUGUGGCGACGACCUCUGGAAGCAAGCCUGCUCUGGAUGUGUUUCAAUGAUCCUCGUUUCGCCUGAACAGCUAGUUUCUCGCAGCUUCAAUUGGCUACUUCAUACGAAAGCAUUCACUGACUCCCUUUGUGCAUUGGGCUUCGAUGAAAUGCAUCUAAUCACAGACUGGGGUGAUACAUCCUUUCGGAAGGCUUUUACGGAUAUUGGCCUCGUUCUAGCUCGCAUGAAAUCCACCACCACUCUUAUUGCUGUAACGGCCACUCUUCCCACUGCCGAUGUUAAUUGGAUUGUUCAUGUUCUUGGUCUUGUGCCAGGGUCGUAUUUCUUCACUCACCGUUUAAAUAUUUGCUCCGACAUCCAGUUCAUCACUCGCAUCUUACGCCAUGGUCUUGGAGGUUGGUCCUUUCCCGAUUUCGACUGGAUUGUGAAAACAAAGCGCAAAACCAUUGUCUACGCAGACACGGUUACGCUUGCACAUCGCCUAUUUGUCUACUUCUGGUCGCUCGCUCCCUCAUCUCACCAUGAUCGCUUUCAGAUGUAUUGUGCACCCUGCGCGUCUUCUUAUAAUAAGGAGACACGAGAUUUAUUUGAGCAUGAUCCCAAUCUGCAGGUAGUCCUAGCUACUGAUGCGCUCAAGGUUGGCAAUAAUUGGCCCAACGUGGCCGACGCAGUAAUUAUCAAUCCGAAGAAUCCAAACGACAUCAUACAGAAGGGGGGCCAUGUGGGCCGUCAGCCAGGACUUGUCCGGAACCCCUGUCCUCGCGCAAUUGUUUAUAUCCCAUCGAGCAUGGCCAAGCAUGCGGCCAGCAUCGUAGCAAGCCCUCGGCCAUCAGGGCAGAAGCUAGGUGGGAAAGCAGACGACCUUAUGACACUCGACAUGGCAUGGCUGCUUUUAGCAGAUUGUGUAACUGAUGUUCUCAACACCCUUUAUCACAAUCCCAUCUCUGACCCUCCUUGCUCUUGCCGCACCUGUCAAUCUCCUGUCUUGCCACCGUCGUCUUGUGUUUGUAGCGGUUGCUGUCCUGAGGAACCCCUGCCCAAGUUAUCUCGUCGAAUUUCGCCGCCGUCUAGCAAGCUGUCUCUCUCCAUCUUCCCAGACUGCAAGCGAGCAAUCGCUCGUGAGAAGCUUUGUGGUUUCCGCUGGGGCCUUUGGGAACGGGCUGACACACCGUUGCUUCAGCACAUGAGCCCGGCCGCCUUCCUCCCUGAUUCUCGCAUUGACUUCAUCCUCGACAAUAUCCACUGUAUCACCACAGCAUCGCAACUCCUUCCCUUCGUCCAAGACCUUCGGGUACUACAAGACCACCAGGACUCCUUGCUCACUCUUCUUCGGGAGAUUCGCAAACAAUUUGGGCUGCGUGUGGAAGUGGCAGACACUGGCAUGAAAGCUAAUAACAUUGAAUCGGUUAACACGACGCUACCUCAAUCUCAUGCCGUUGAUAAUUCAAGCACUUUGACUCGAGUUAGUGGCCAAUUUGUCAGAUUCCCACAAUCUGUGUACGAUCUUUUCUUUCAAAAUAUCAGAUGA